This is a messenger RNA of Mauremys reevesii (Reeves's turtle), 2781 nucleotides long. RefSeq names its product rap1 GTPase-GDP dissociation stimulator 1-like. Gene Ontology annotation, cellular component: cytosol. The record is from RefSeq and is a predicted model, not a curated record. Gene Ontology annotation, molecular function: protein binding; guanyl-nucleotide exchange factor activity. NCBI's taxonomy places the organism in Eukaryota, Metazoa, Chordata, Testudines, Geoemydidae. Gene Ontology annotation, biological process: positive regulation of GTPase activity. The transcript is spliced from 15 exons. The coding region runs from base 184 to 1920 and encodes 578 amino acids.
UUUAUUGUUCUCAGUUUGGAGAUCUGUGGUUUUUAUGGAGUCCCUAAAUCAACACCUGGAAUGUCUCAAACUCUUUGGAGAUGAAACUGAAGAUCAGAUCCUUGAAAGUCUAAAUGGGAUUCUUCUGGCUCUUGCUGAAAACACCAUCCUCCAGAAGACUCGGUGUCCUGAUGACAAUUAGACAUGAGACAGCAGGGAUUCCUAUUGUGGGAGCAAAGAUCCUCCAGCUUACUCACAGACACUGGGAUUUUCCCAACUUUAGCUCAAAUUCUCAAAGGCAAUCCAAGCUGUGCAGUAAAGGCAGCCCAGGUGAUUGCAGAGAUAGCAAAGAAUGAGGAAAUGAAGAAGCCAUGUAUCGAUGCAGGUUUGGUUCUAGCUUUGGUACCUCUGCUGGAAAGCACGGACCAAGAGAUGUUGCUUCAUGCUGGGAGGGCCAUUGGCCGCAUCUGCUAUGAAAACAGUGACCUUCAGGAGCAGCUGGUGGAGGCAGGAGUGAUCACAUCACUGGUCAGGAUAUUAACUGACUACCCAGACAGUGAGCCACUUGUCCGUGUCAACCUGUUGGCCUUAUGCAACCUCGCAAACCUAGUGAUAGCUAAGGAGGUACUAAGCAAGACAAAGGUUGCUGAACAUCUAGUGAAGCAGCUGAGAAGGGCAGAGAAUCAUCAGAGGAUAGAAACCAUCAUUGAGGUUCUACAGAUGCUAGCGGAGAAUGAUGCUUUGAAAGUGCAAAUGGUAGAGGCGGGUGUGCAUGAGGCACUGUCAGAGAUCCUGCUGAGGCUCCAGGGAAGUUCACAGGCAGAAGAUAUGUGCAGUGUGAAGGCUGCAUCAAAUCUCAUUGUGUCUCUGCUCCUUGGAGAUGAAUCCAUGCAGAAGAUGUUUGCUAAUGGAUGUGGCAUUAUCUACCAGAAGGUUGGUACCUGGCUUGCAUCCAAUCACCCCCAGCUGCAGCUAACAGGAGCACUGGCUGUUGCUAACUUUGCCAGGAAUGAUGGCAACUGUGUACGGAUGGUGCAGCUGGGAGUGGUGCUUCAGCUUUUGGACCUUUUAGAGCAACACAUGGACAAUGGGGAUGUUUCUGUUCAACAUGCUGCACUGAGUGCCCUUCGAAACCUUGCUAUCCCAGGUACAGAGCUGGUAGACAAUCUCCUAUCCAUAAACAACUGGUGUCCAUGGAGGGACAGGUCAAUACCUAGUGUAGAUCCACUGAAGUCACAGAUUCUGGUGCAUUUUCAGAUUCUGACAGUUGCUAACAAGGUUCAGAUGCUGGAGGAAGGCGUAGCAGAGCGGAUCCAGAUGCUUUUGAGAUCAGAGAUGGCUCCUGUGCAGUUUAAACUUCUUGGAACACUGCGAAUGUUAAUAGAUGGUCAAGCUGACACUGCAGAGAUGCUGGGACAGGACCCCCUGCUUAUCAACAGACUUGUGCAAUGGUGUGAUGCCCAGGAACAUGCUGGCGUUUGUGGAGAAGCAAACCGAUUGCUGGCAUCGCUUUUGCGGCACAGCAGAUCCCAAGAAGUGGUCAAAGCCAUCCAGCAGGCACAAGGAAUGAAGCACCUGGUUUCCAUGACAACAAGCGAACAUGUUAUCAUGCAGAAUGAAGCUCUGAUUGCACUGGCCAUAGCAUCUGCAAUUAAUUUAGAAGUCAUCAAAGAUUCACUUAAGGAGUCGAGGCUAGUUCAAAGCUUACAUAAGCUUCUACAAGAUGAGUGCACAGGUCCUGAGGUGAAAUAUAAUUCAAUGGGCCUCCUGUGCAGCCUUCUUAAUUCAGGUGAUUUAAAACAAGAAGUAGAAGAGGACAACAUUAAAGAAACCUUGGAAAAACUUUGUAGCCAUAGUAAUGCAAAUGUGGUCAAGCAGGCUGUAAUGACUCUCCAGAUACUGAGAGAUGAGAGUCAAAACACCGGCUUUGUUUCGCCAUAGCUGUUGGUGCUGCUUUCUGUGGCAGCUGGGGUAUUUCAAGAAAAUGUUAUCUUUUGCCAACAGCCACCAUAUUUAUCAUGUUGAUGUCCACUAAAUGCUAUUAAACACAGUGCAGGCUACAGCUCUCGUUGACAUGUAGGGCCUCAUUUUCAAAACUGUACAUGGAACACUGUAUAUCCAUUUGUACAUCUAGUUUGCACCCACACCGUGUUACUUCAGCUUCAGGUACUCACAGGCAAUCCAAGGCCGUAACUACACUACAGCAGGGACACCCCCUAUGGCAGGGACGGGGCAAGGAGCUGCCUCCUCCCUCCAUAGAAACUGCAAUAAAGAUCCUUCUUCCCCUGCCCCCUCAUUCCUCUCAGGCCUAGCACUAGUGGCAAGAUAUGCCCUUUAGCCCUCUGGAGAGACAGGUGGAGCAGGAGGGGUCCUCCCCACCCCCAGUCUUACACCCUGGCUGCUGUGGUAAUUUGUUUGAGAAGUGGGCCAGGACCACCGCAAUUUUUGUUUCCCAACAUGCACAAAGUCCUCUGCUGAGGCAGUGUUGGCAGGAUGCCUCAGAGCUGAGAGUCUUGACAUGCACAGUGUGAGAUGGAUGGAGUAGUUCCCACUCUCUGGGCUUUCAGAAUGUCUGCUAACUCAUCAUGUGACUCAUUAGAAUGAUUCUCAUUUUAAACUAAGAUCCCUUUAUGCUGGUCUGGCAGAGUAAACUGGCCCUAAAGUGGAAGUAAGUUGUAUUUACAUUCCUUUAAAGGCUCUUUUACAGCACCAGAGUAGCUCUGAUGGUCUCAGAUUUUGUUUUCCUCCCUAAUUACAUCUGCUUUCCUGAUCAUGAUGCAUGACCAAAUGUCUUUUUAAGGA